Messenger RNA from Girardinichthys multiradiatus, 3849 nucleotides. RefSeq names its product fms related receptor tyrosine kinase 3 (gene flt3). The transcript is spliced from 24 exons. The coding region runs from base 75 to 3071 and encodes 998 amino acids. Lineage: Eukaryota; Metazoa; Chordata; Actinopteri; Cyprinodontiformes; Goodeidae. Gene Ontology annotation, molecular function: ATP binding; transmembrane receptor protein tyrosine kinase activity. Gene Ontology annotation, biological process: cytokine-mediated signaling pathway; positive regulation of kinase activity; protein phosphorylation. The record is from RefSeq and is a predicted model, not a curated record. Gene Ontology annotation, cellular component: signaling receptor complex.
CUCACAUCCUGCACAGCAGAGUUUCACAGAGCUGUCUGAGUCUGAGUAUGUAACCCAGAGAGUCAGGAAGCCUCAUGAUGCGGAGAAAGAGAUACACAGUUGCAGCUGCUCUCCUGCUGUGUGCGGUGAAAGCACUAUGCUCUGAUGGAGUUCAGAAUCAGACGUGUGUGUCCAGUUGGAAGCUAGAGUGCUUUCAGCCAGCUGACCACCUAGAAGCCACUGAUCCUGUGAUCUUGAAGUUGUCGGAUGGUAAGCAACUCAUCAUCUCCCUGGAGGGCCUCCCUAAUAACACUGUCUGCCAGUGGAGGAGCGAAAAAGGCCAAAUGAUAGAAAUAAACAGGCGUGUCUCCACAGUCAUACCACAACUUUCAAUGACAGAUUCUGGGAGGUACAAUCUGAGCUGUGGAAGUUGGAAUGGGACCAAUGUCUUAAAAACUGUUGAUCUUGAUGUAGCUGGAUGUCCCUCAAAACCACAGCUGUCUCUGGAUAAAAUGGACGACAAGCAUAGUUCUCCUUAUUUUAAGUGCAUCUCUAAGGGUUCUCCAAGUCCCAAAAUUCAGUUUCGUCCAGUAAUGGAUGACAAACAGAGAGAUAUUGAAGCUCCGACAGAAGAGAGCUCCACUAUCUCAACUACCUUGUAUUAUAUAAGUGGAGUGAUGUGUUGUGCCACCAACAAUGAAGGACAAGAAUGCACCCAGCUGCAUGACUUUGCCUUUGAUACUAAUUCAGCGCAACAACAUGAAGUUUCUAGUGUGACCAUAAGCCCCGGUGAUCCUUUGGUACUUCGCUGCAGAAAUGAAGACGAUUCAAGUAUUAGUUGGGAAUAUGAUGGCAAAGUUUUGGUGAACAAAGCAAAUGAGAUCUGUAUUAGAGAGGAUCGACAUUACCAAAGUAAAAUGGUGUAUGUUUUCAUCAAAUCGGUUACCUUUAACCACAGCGGCAGAUACACCUGCAACAAAUUUAAAUCUGUGGAUGUUCAUGUUACGGCUGAGAGCUUCCUCUCCUCCCAGCUUCCUAACCAGUUUGUGAUAACUCAGAACAACUCCUGUUUGGAAGCAGGUGUCUCCUACCACCCUAUGCUACAGUACUGCUACUGGGAAGCUCCUGAUGGUAGUGUCACUAAAUGCAUCAUGGACCUGUGGGUCGCAAAUAACAGGACUUUGAAGUAUUGUAAUUCACUGCAGUCAGGAGUAUAUAAGCUACACUUGGCAGCUGGAGGAAAAACAGAAACAAAGACUACAACAGUUUGUGUUGUAGAUGCACAGACACAGAAAUUCAGAGAAGAAAAUAAUCACUUCGUGGUUGAGACUGUGAGUACCCUGCCAGCAAACUCUACAUGGAUGUCAAGCUCAUCCUCCAACAACAGCUUUGAUACAGACACAGUCUGGGAAGUGAUUAGGGAGGUGAAUCACCCAGUUUCUGGUGACUUCUGUAACAUGAAACUCUACAGCUCCAUAAGCCAAGACCUGGUGACUGGAGAGAAAUUAAAGUUUUGCUUGAAGAACCAAGUUUGGCUUGAAAACCCCUGGUGUAAUGUUUAUUAUGUGUAUGGAAACCCCAAAACCCAAGCCUUCAGAGCUGAUCCACCUUCUGAUAAUAGCGUACUGCUACUGAAAAUCGGAACAAUGGCUUUGCUCCUGGCUCUGGCACUAGUCUCAGUGCUGCUCUUGUACUACAUCAAGAAGAAGAAACCCCAAUAUCAGCCUCAUCUUCAGAUGAUCCAGAUGGUUGGACCUAAUGACAACGACUACAUCUACAUCAACUUCAAGGACUUUAUUUACGACCAGAAAUGGGAGUUUCCUAGGCAGAACCUAAAGCUUGGAAAAGAGCUGGGCUCUGGAGCUUUUGGCAGGGUGGUUCAGGCUACAGCUUAUGGCAUCAACCAGCCUGGAGUUUCACAGCAGGUGGCCGUCAAGAUGCUACAAGAAAAACACCACUCUGUAGAGAAGGAAGCUCUCAUGUCUGAGCUCAAGAUGCUGACUCACAUUGGUCAGCAUGACAACAUCGUUAACCUGCUCGGUGCAUGCACAGAGACUGGACCCAUAUACCUGAUUUUCCAGUAUUGCUGCUAUGGUGACUUGCUGAAUUAUCUGAAGAAGAGCGGUGACCGCUAUCACAAGUCUGUGACUGAUGCCUUUAACAGGGACCGUUUCAGCAGCCUGUACCACAACCUGCAGCCCAAGAAAAACUCCAAGGAGCUGAUAACAACAGCAAACAACUACGUGCCCAUGCAAGACUCCACCACAAGAGGGCAGGAGAACGUUGCCCUCAUCACCUUCAGCUCCAAUGACAUGGAAGAUCCAGAAAUGUAUGAGAGUGAAGAAGAUCAGACAGAACUGCAGGCUCUCACCUUUGAUGAUCUGCUCAGCUUUGCCUUUCAAGUGGCCAAAGGGAUGGAGUUCCUCUCCUCCAAAAAUUGCAUCCAUCGAGAUCUGGCAGCUCGAAACGUGUUGAUAACAAAAGGGUGGCAGGUGAAGAUUGGUGACUUUGGGCUGGCCCGGGACAUCGAGAAUGAUUCCAACUAUGUUGUGAGAGGAAAUGUGCGCUUGCCGGUUAAGUGGAUGGCUCCAGAGAGCAUCUUUCAGGGGAUGUACACCAUGAAGAGUGAUGUCUGGGCUUAUGGCAUUCUGCUCUGGGAGAUCUUCUCACUCGGCGUCACUCCGUAUCCAGGUAUUAAAGUGGAUCACACGUUCUACACAAUGAUUGAGAGAGGAUUUAAGAUGGAGUGUCCAUACUAUGCCAGUGACUCUGUGUAUGGUAUCAUGUGCAAGUGUUGGGCUCUGAAUUCCAACAGCCGCCCGUCCUUCUCCAAGCUAGUGGACUUCAUGAGUGACCUGCUGCUGGACAGAGAAGAGAAGCUCUACCAGAACAUUUUUGACCAGAAUUCCAGUGACUAUCAGAAUACAUCAACCUGUGUGGAUGUUUCAGCCUUGGUAAAAGAAAGUGGAAGCAAGUCGGCGGCGGCCAAUGACUACUGCAAAGCCAAUGUGAGAGAGGAAAACAAAGCAGAGGCAUGGAAGUCAGAGGUUGUUGUCGAAGAGGAGCCUCUGAAGCUCUGUGAUGAAGAGUGAUCUCCUACUCAAACUAUUUUAUCCACAGCAUAUAAAACAAACUAAUUUUCUGUUCAUUAUAACCAUGAAAAUACAAUAUACUGGCUUUAUGUUCUUUUACAAAAAUGAUGGGCAUUAUAAAUUUAUAUUUACAUUAAGUUCAUUUAGCAUUAAUGUUAUAUAAUUGUGUUGCUCUUUUAUAACGUGUUGAUUCAAGAAUACUGCUUUUUAUAUAAAUGUGGAGAUUUUCAUGGUUCACCUAAAACUGAAAUGCAUGUUUCAUAAUGGGAUUAUUAGUGUUUUUUUUGUGGAAAACUGCAUCGCCACGGCAUGAUGCAGUUUGGGGUUAUAGUGUAGUGUUUGGUUUGUUGCCAAAUUAAAUAGUGUGUAAGUAGACCAGAAUGUUCACAAUAUAUAAAAAACAAUGUACCCACUAUUCUGCUCGCUAUAUUAUAACAUUUAUUUAAUAUACAUAUAUAUGUAUUUUUUUGCUUUUUUAUAACUUAACCUGUACAUAAUAAUGCUUUAUUUUGUGACAUACCGUAGAAGCUACAUGUUAUAAUCAAAAUGAAAAAUAACAAUGCAACUGAUCAAAUAUUAGUUACAGGAUUCUGAUAUAUCAUAUUCUGGUCAGUUUUAUCAUUCAGAUUGAAAUGCACCAACAUCUGUUACAAGCAUUUUAAGCCCAUUGUAACAAAGUAAUCAUAUCAGUUCAUCAUAUCAUUUUAUAGCCAAUAUACUGUACUUCUUAAUCUCAUGUAUAACAGCAAUAAAAAUAUAUUUUACUUAUUAAAGAUCA